Molecule: messenger RNA, 4308 nt
Organism: Arachis stenosperma
Lineage: Eukaryota; Viridiplantae; Streptophyta; Magnoliopsida; Fabales; Fabaceae
Product: ABC transporter B family member 2-like
Exons: 11
Coding region: 218-3967 (1249 amino acids)
Biological process (GO): transmembrane transport
Cellular component (GO): membrane
Molecular function (GO): ATP binding; ABC-type transporter activity; ATP hydrolysis activity
Source: RefSeq, a predicted model, not a curated record
UCACUUGUUAGUUCCUUCAAUACAAAUCACAAUCACAACAACGAACGUGACCUUCCUUAUCUUUCUUCUUCUAUCAGUCCUUCUUCUUCUUCAAUACAGCUACAACUACAACUCCUUCAUCAUCAUCAUCAUUAUCACUUUUUCUUAUUAGCCACAUACUAUUACCCUUUUGAAGGGUCAUAUUCUUGUUAGUUUUGCUCUCCUUUUGAGGCCAAAAAUGUCAGAGCGGGGUGCAUUCUCCGUUGAUUCUGCCAUGGAUGCUUCUAACAGUAAAGGAGGAGAAGAGAAUAAGAAGAAGAAGGAGCAUAAGAUUCCUUUUAUGAAGCUGUUCUCUUUUGCUGACACUUAUGAUUUUGUGUUAAUGGCCAUUGGAUCUGUUGGGGCGUGUGUUCAUGGUGCCUCUGUUCCUGUUUUCUUCAUCUUCUUUGGCAAGUUGAUCAAUGUCAUAGGCUUGGCUUAUCUGUUUCCUAAGGAAGCUUCUCACAAAGUUGCUAAGUACUCGUUGGAUUUUGUGUAUCUAAGUAUAGCAAUACUAUUUUCAUCUUGGACAGAGGUGGCUUGUUGGAUGCAUACCGGAGAACGGCAAGCAGCAAAGAUGAGAUUGGCUUAUUUAAAAUCAAUGUUGAAUCAAGACAUAAGUCUCUUUGAUACUGAAUCUUCCACAGGCGAGGUUAUUUCUGCCAUUACAAGUGACAUUAUCAUAGUUCAAGAUGCACUAUCUGAAAAGGUAGGGAACUUCAUGCACUACAUAAGCAGAUUCAUAGCUGGGUUCACCAUUGGGUUUGUGAGAGUGUGGCAGAUUAGUCUUGUGACACUUUCAAUAGUGCCGUUGAUUGCACUUGCUGGAGGACUCUAUGCAUAUGUCACAAUUGGGCUUAUUGCAAAGGUUCGUAAAGCGUAUGUGAGAGCUGGUGAAAUUGCAGAAGAGGUCAUAGGGAAUGUUAGAACGGUUCAAGCAUUUGCAGGAGAAGAAAGGGCAGUGAAAUCAUACAAAACGGCUCUAAUGAACACUUACAAAAACGGUAGAAAAGCAGGAUUAGCAAAGGGACUUGGACUGGGGUCAAUGCACUGUGUCCUUUUUCUUUCAUGGGCUUUGCUUGUUUGGUUCACAAGCGUUGUUGUUCACAAGAGUAUUGCCAAUGGUGGCGAGUCUUUCACCACCAUGCUCAAUGUUGUCAUCGCUGGCCUGUCACUUGGGCAGGCAGCACCUGAUAUCUCUGCAUUUAUCCGGGCAAAGGCGGCAGCAUAUCCAAUUUUUGAGAUGAUUGAGAGGGACACAAUCAGCAAAAGAAGCUCAGGUCGGAAGCUAAGCAAAUUGGAGGGGCGUAUCCAAUUCAAGGAUGUUUGUUUCAGCUAUCCGUCUCGGCCGGAUGUAACUGUCUUCAACCACCUCUGUCUUGACAUUCCUGCAGGCAAGAUUGUAGCCCUUGUGGGAGGAAGUGGUUCUGGAAAGAGCACUGUUAUAUCGUUGGUCGAACGCUUCUAUGAACCACUUUCAGGUCAGAUACUAUUGGACAGGAAUGAUAUCAGGGAACUUGAUCUCAAAUGGCUUAGGCAGCAAAUUGGACUUGUUAAUCAGGAACCUGCACUCUUUGCUACAAGCAUCAAGGAGAACAUUCUCUAUGGAAAAGAUGAUGCCACUCUUGAAGAAUUAAAACGCGCUGUCAAGCUUUCAGAUGCUCAGUCUUUCAUUAACAAUCUUCCUGAAAGAUUAGAAACUCAGGUUGGUGAGAGAGGGAUACAGCUAUCAGGUGGACAGAAGCAAAGAAUUGCGAUAUCUCGAGCCAUAGUGAAGAAUCCAUCAAUUCUGUUGCUGGAUGAAGCAACCAGUGCUCUGGAUGCUGAGUCAGAGAAGAGUGUGCAGGAGGCUCUUGAUCGCGUUAUGGUCGGCCGGACAACUGUGAUAGUAGCACACAGACUUUCUACAAUUAGGAAUGCAGAUAUGAUAGCUGUUGUUCAAGGAGGGAAGAUUGUGGAAACUGGAAACCAUGAGGAGCUAAUGUCCAAUCCUACUAGUGUGUAUGCAUCUCUUGUUCAACUCCAAGAGGCAAGUUCUCUGCAGCGCCUCCCCUCGGUCGGGCCUAGCCUGGGCCGCCAAUCAAGCAUAAAGUACUCAAGGGAAUUGUCCCGGACAACAACAAGCUUUGGAGGUAGUUUUCGAUCCGAUAAGGAUUCUAUUGGGCGGAUAUGUGAUGAAGAAAACGCAAGCAAGCCAAAGCAUGUUUCAGCAAGAAGGCUAUAUUCUAUGAUUGGUCCUGACUGGGUUUAUGGGGUUUUUGGGACAUUGUGUGCAUUUGUUGCUGGAGCACAGAUGCCACUCUUUGCACUCGGAAUCUCACAUGCUCUUGUAUCAUACUAUAUGGAUUGGGAUACCACCAAACAUGAAGUCAAGAAAAUUGCUUUCCUCUUCUGUGGAGGAGCAGUCAUAACUAUCACUGUCCAUGCCAUUGAGCAUCUUUGUUUUGGAAUCAUGGGAGAGCGCCUCACCCUUCGUGUCCGAGAAAGGAUGUUUUCAGCUAUUUUGAAGAAUGAAAUUGGCUGGUUUGAUGAUACAAGCAAUACAAGUUCUAUGCUUUCAUCACGUUUAGAGACCGAUGCAACUUUGUUGCGGACCAUAGUUGUUGAUCGUUCCACAAUUCUGUUACAGAAUGUUGCCCUGGUUGUUGCUUCAUUCAUUAUUGCCUUCAUGUUGAAUUGGAGAAUAACUCUUGUUGUCUUGGCCACAUAUCCUUUGAUCAUUUGUGGUCACAUCAGCGAGAAACUUUUUAUGAAAGGCUAUGGUGGCAACUUGAGCAAAGCAUAUCUAAAAGCCAACAUGUUGGCUGGGGAAGCUGUUAGCAAUAUUCGCACGGUCGCUGCAUUUUGUUCUGAAGAAAAGGUCCUUGAUCUCUAUGCUAAUGAGCUUGUUGAUCCUUCGAAACGUUCGUUUCAAAGAGGCCAAAUCGCUGGCAUAUUUUAUGGCAUUUCCCAGUUCUUUAUUUUCUCAUCUUAUGGCCUUGCCUUGUGGUAUGGAUCUGUUUUAAUGGAGAAGGAGCUUGCAAGCUUUAAAUCAGUGAUGAAGUCAUUUAUGGUUUUAAUAGUAACGGCGCUGGCUAUGGGGGAGACUCUGGCGCUCGCCCCAGACCUUUUGAAAGGGAAUCAAAUGGUUGCGUCCGUUUUCGAAGUGAUGGAUAGGAAGACAGGCGUAAUAGGUGAUGUUGGAGAAGAGUUGAAGACAGUGGAAGGAACAAUUGAGCUCAAGGGAAUCCAUUUCAGCUACCCUUCAAGGCCAGAUGUGAUUAUUUUCAAGGAUUUCAAUCUACUUGUUCCUUCAGGCAAGAGUAUUGCCUUGGUUGGACAAAGUGGUUCUGGAAAAAGCUCUGUUAUCUCCCUCAUACUAAGAUUUUAUGAUCCAACUUCUGGGAAAGUGCUGAUUGAUGGAAAAGAUAUAAGGAGACUCAAUUUGAAGUCUCUUAGGAAACACAUUGGGCUUGUGCAGCAAGAACCUGCGCUUUUCGCGACAUCAAUUUACGAAAACAUCCUUUAUGGGAAAGAAGGAGCCUCUGAUUCAGAAGUAAUAGAGGCAGCGAAGCUUGCCAAUGCUCAUAACUUCAUAAGUGGCCUUCCGGAGGGAUACUCAACCAAGGUUGGGGAGCGAGGAGUUCAACUAUCAGGCGGUCAGCGACAAAGAGUGGCCAUUGCCAGAGCUGUCCUAAAGAACCCUGAAAUCCUGCUCUUGGAUGAAGCCACCAGCGCGCUCGAUGUUGAAUCCGAGCGCGUGGUUCAACAAGCUUUGGACCGGUUGAUGCAGAACAGAACAACGGUUAUUGUGGCACAUAGGCUCUCCACAAUAAGGAAUGCUGAUCAAAUCUCAGUUUUGCAAGAUGGCAAAAUAAUUGAGCAUGGAACUCAUUCCACUCUUAUAGAAAAUAAAAAUGGAUCUUACUUCAAAUUAAUCAACCUUCAACAACAACAGCAUCAACUAUAGCAUAAUGGAAGCCACAUUUAUAUAACCACAAUUAAUGAUCAUGAAUUUUUUAUACAGUAAUUUUAUAUUAUUUCUUUUCCCCCCCUGGGAUUUACAGAGAAUUAUUAUGUGAAUUGGGGUGGUGGUGUUUCGCCCGGAAUAAUAGUUUCCUAUAUAUAUAUAUAUAAUGGUAAGUUCUGGCAUUGAAUCUUGACUCUCAUUUUUAUAGUUCAUCAUCUGAUAAUAGCAUAAAACAAAAGGGUGCUGAAUAGUCUGUAUAUAAAAGGAAUCAAAGCAAGCACAGAAGUCAUUAUUUCUCUCUGCUGCUAUGAUGAGACUUUAAUUUCCAUCACAUGAUCCAU